AUGUCUUCUAGCCAUAAUUUUGUCUGGGAUAGUGCAUGUGUACCUGACAAAAUUUCUAUUGCUUCUAGAGUGAGACAAGAAUUGAAGAACACUGUUAGCAAUGGCAACAUAGAUGUUGUAAGCAUCUUAUCAAAAAACGGAGUUCAAGUUACUCAAAUUACUAACAAGGGCAAUACGCCAUUGCAUAUAGCUUCUUCCAAGAGUAAGCUAAGUAAGCUAAGAGCAGUAAGGUAUGAUCAGUUCUUAGCUAUAACAAAUACACAUGAUAAUCAAGAGAGUACAUUAUUGCAAGUUGCUACAUCUAAUAAACACAAGAAUAUUACAAGUAUAUUGUUAAAAAUGCUGGAAGAGCCAGAUAAAGAUCAAUUACAGUUUAGUUCUAAAUAUGAGGAGGAUCGACUUGAAAAGCUUAAAAGUGCUGCAGUGUUGCAUAUAAAAUGUUCUGAGCUUUUUUACCUUCCUACGUUACGGAGCAUGUCGCAACCAUAUGAUUCAGAAAAGAAUCCUUAUCCUUGGAAGACCCUUAAGGAUGGUUCUUAUUACUUAACAAAUGCAUAUCUCUUAGUUGAGUUAUAUAAAUGUUGUGUAACUGGUUCGAUAGAUAAUGGAAACAUACAAUCAGUAAAUGAUAUGUUAGUAACACUAGAAUAUGAUCCAAAACACAUGCCAGAGUAUACAGAGAAAGCUUACAGUGGAGAGGCUGAAUGCUUUGUUUCGAAAGGGCAAGGUACAAAAUAUUACAAAUUACUGCAUAGUGAGUUAAAGACAGAUGUAAGAUCGUUUAUAGAAAUGGUUGAACUUAAUAUUGACAUUCCUGUGAAAAGGUUUUUAAAGACAAUCAAACAGAGAUUACAGUCUGCUGUUACUGACAAAUUAAUUGAGGCCAUAAAAAAUGCUAACCCUUUAGCGGUUGAGAAUUGCAUCAAAAAGGGGGUAGUUGUUAACUUCAAAGAUAACGAUGGAAGAACACCAUUACACUAUGCCGUUAACACCGGCAACAUAGAUGUUGUAAGAAUUUUAUUAAAAAACGGUGCUCAAGUUGCUGAAAUUACUAACAUGGGCAAUACGCCAUUACAUACAGCUUCUUUAAAAGGUUACACAGAAGUUGUUGAAAUUUUAUUACGAUAUGUAAGUCUUGAUAAACUAAAUGACUUUAUUAAUGCUAGAACAAUUGCUGAUGGCACUACAUCACUUCAUGUUGCGGCUAAAGGUGGCUUCUUAAAAAUUGUAAAAACUUUAUUAAAAUGUGGUGCAACUUAUAACAUUAAAAAUAAAGAAGGCAAAAUACCUAUUAAUCUUUCCAAGGAUCAGGAAGUUGUUAAUUUACUGGAAUUAAUCGAAGAAUUGUUUAGAGAUAUAAAAAAUGGUAAUGUUGAAUUUAUCAGUAAGCUAAGAGCAGUAAAGUAUGAUGAGUUCUUAGUUAUAACGAAUACACAUGAUAAUCAAAGGGAUACAUUAUUGACAAUUGCUACAGUUAAUAAACACAUGAAUAUUGCAGGAGAAUUGUUAAAAAUCCAAUUUGAAAUGCUUAAAAGUAAUGCCGAGUGCCAUAUAAGAUUUUCUAACAUUUAUCUUCCUAUGUUGCGUUCCAUGUCACACCCACAUGGAUCAGAAAAGAAUCCAUGUCCUUGGAAAACUCUUAAGGAAGGUUCUUAUUACUUAAGUAAUGCAUAUCACUUAGUUGAAAUCUCCAAAUAUUAUAUAAGUAGUGAAAGCCUACAGUCAGUAAAUGAUGUGUUAGUAGAACUAGAAUUUGAUCCAGAACACAUAACAUCAGGGUAUACAGAUGAAGCUUACGGUGGAAAGGUUGAAUGCUUUGUUUCGAAAGGGCAAGGUACAACAUAUUACAAAUUAUUGCAUAGUGAGUUAAAGACAGAUGUAAGAUCGUUUAUAGAAAUGGUUGAACUUAAUAUUGACAUUCCUGUAAAAAGGUUUUUAAAGACAAUCUUGCUGAAAUUAGAGCAAUUAUAUCAAACUGAAAACACUCCAAUAUUUUAUGCUAUUGAGAAUGUUGCUUUCAAAAUUACCAAAUUACUUUUAGCCAAUAUAGCUAAUGUAAAGGAUAAUCCUGAAUUAUUGAAUAUUACUUACAUUGCACAUUUAGCGAUGCAUAAGAACAAGAACACCAAUUCUCAAUCGCAACGAGUAAUUUCACAAGUACAUAAUAAUUUUAAACAAUUACGAAUAUCUAAGGCAUCAUCUGUAUCAAGUGAACAUUCAGUACAUAAUUCAGAUAAUAUAAUCACUGCCACAAACGACUGUAAUAUUUAUUUAGCAAAUAAUAAGGAGAUAGUAGAAAACACAAACAAAUCUAUGGAAUUGAUGCCACCACCAAAAUUACCUCUGUCUUCAAACAAGGCUGUAUAUGCACAAAAGAACAGUGAUCAAGAAAAUGACAAAGAAAACAGAAAUGUCAGAGACUUAGAGACAAAGAAGAAUGAAAAACAAUGUAGUGCAAAGAAUAAAUAUCAAAGUGAGAAAAAAUGGGUUUUGACAGAUUUUGAUAUUGGUCGUCCACUAGGAAAAGGGAAGUUUGGCAAUGUUUAUCUAGCUAGAGAAAAGAAAUCAAAAUUUAUUAUUGCUAUGAAAGUGUUGUUUAAGGCACAAAUACAAAAAGCUGAUGUAGAACAUCAAGUAAGACGAGAAAUAGAAAUUCAAACACAUUUGAGACAUCCAAAUAUACUGAAAAUGUUUGGCUAUUUUCAUGACGAUAAAAGGGUAUACUUAAUUUUAGAAUAUGCUCCAAAUGGAGAGUUAUUCAAAGAAUUAAAUUCACAACCAGAGAAACAUUUUGAUGAAAUUAGGACAGCUACAUAUGUAUCUCAGUUGGCAGAUGCCCUAAAAUAUUGUCAUAGCAAGAAAGUCAUACACCGUGAUAUUAAGCCUGAAAACUUAUUACUUGGUAUGAAGGGUGAAUUAAAAAUGGCAGAUUUUGGAUGGUCUGUCCAUGCUCCUGCUUCCAGAAGAAACACUUUAUGUGGGACACUAGAUUAUUUGCCACCUGAAAUGGUUAUUGGGAAGACACAUGAUCAUACUGUAGAUUUAUGGAGUCUUGGUGUUUUAUGUUACGAAUGUUUAGUUGGAACACCACCAUUUUUAGCUAAAACUUAUGAAGAAACAUAUGUCAGAAUAAAAAAAGCUCAAUAUAAAUUUCCAGAUUACGUUAGCGAAGGAGCAAGAAAUUUAAUAUCCCAGUUGCUAGUUGUUAAUCCAGAUCAAAGGUUGCCUCUGGAAGAUGUUUUGAAACAUCCUUGGAUUGUACAAAAUCGAACAACAGAACCACAUAUUCAAUAAUUAAAUAAUUGGUUUUAACAAGUAUUCUUCUAUGUGAGUACAUUCCAUGCAUGAUGUAUUUUAUACUGUUAUUUUUAUUUACUGGGACCAUUACUAUUUAAAAUAGAUGUUCAUGUUAUUAAUUCUUCAAACUUCUUACUUUACAGAAGUUUCUGAGAGUCUGCAUUUGAUUUGCAUUAGACUGAAAAUUUAUUGGCAAGGGUACAUAUUUUAAAAAGACAUAACUGUUGAAAUAAAAACAUAAUGCAAGAGUAUAAUCAUACGUAUAUUCAACUUAUUCAAUAAGAUUAUGAAUAAUCAAUUGUAUAUAUUUAAAUAAUUGAAUAGAUUAUUCUUACAAAAUAAUUUCUUUAUCAAAGACAAAUCACAUAGGUCUAGUUUUUAAAAAAUAAAGGAAAAUAUAAAUUUCAGUUAAAAAUGGAUAACUAAGACUUAAUAUUGCAACUACAUCUUCGCAUAGUAAAGAUUAGACUGCUUCGACUAUAAAAAUAAAGUUAAAGUGUAUACACUUCUUAUUUCACUGUUAUUAAUCUGAAAGAGUAUUUAAAAAUGGAAGAUUGUUACAUACAUGUGUAAUAUUUUUAUUUCACGUUUCCAUAGGUUCCAUAACUACGUCUACUAUAGCUGUAUCUGUUGGAGUUUCCAUUGGAUAGUCAUCAGAUUUCUUUUUAAUUGAAUAUAACUUCUUCAGCUUUUCAUAAUGUUUUAUAUCCUGUAAGUUAUAAUGUGUUAUAUCUCAAUGUAGAGAUGUAGGUCAUAUAUUUCUGAAAAUACAUACCUUUUCUUGUACAGAUGGUCUUAUUUUAUCAAAUGCAGAUAAAAUAUGCCGCAUAGAGAUUUCUGGCUGUCCUGAAUAAUGUAUAUCCAUUAAUUCUCGUAAUGCUUCUAUGCCGGCUUCUCUGAUUAAAGCUGCUAAAUCUGCUCCAGUAUAGCCAUCACACUUUGUAUUAAAUCCUAUUUGUUCAAGGUUUACAUCCGCAGCUAAUUUUGGUUUAGUUGCAUUCUGUAUAGAUGAAUGGUUAAGAAUUAGAAUAAUAGAAGUUACCUUGAAAACAUUACCUUAUUUAUAUACAUUCAAUGCCUAAAAUACCUUUGUUAGUGCUCUUAAAAUAUCAACACGAUCUGUUGCAGUAGGCAAAUCUACAUACAAAAUUUUAUCUAAUCUUCCUGGUCUCAAAACUGCUGGAUCAAUAAUAUCAGGUCUAUUACUAGCAGCCAUUAAAAAUACUCCUCGACGUUCUUCUACUCCAUCCAUUUCUGUAAGCAUUUGAUUAACCACACGCGACGUAGCAGAAUUAUCGCCAUCCGAUCGCCUUGGACACAGAGCAUCCAAUUCAUCAAAAAAUAUAACACACGGUGCAGAAUUUCGCGCUCUCAUGAAACAUUGUCGAACAGCUUUUUCACUUUCACCAACGUACUAAAAGAAAGCGAAAUUGCAAUUAAUACGAAGUGCAGUCAUGUAACUCUUGACAUGUAGGUUAAUCAGAAAUUUACUAGCCACUGUUUCUCUUGUAAACGUAAAUAAUAAAUAUGAGGAAAAAAUAAGAGAAAAUAUAUCCUUUCGUUUCUAUACAUGCAUGACUCUAAAUGUAACUGUAUAGUAUCUAAAUUCGCCUUGAUAGAUGUCCCAGUAAAUAAAAGAUAGUUCUAUCCCAUAUCUUUUAAUUUUGUCCUCUCUCAUAUUUUCUGUAUACUUAUCCUUUAUGAGGAAAACGCUGACGAGCAAAUGUGUGACUAUGCAUAAAAUAAUUACCAUAUUUAAAAGUUCUGGCCCCUUAACAGAUAUAAAGUUGAUACCAGCUUCAUUUGCAAUCGCUUUGGCUAAUAGCGUUUUGCCACAUCCAGGUGGACCACAUAAUAAUACUCCAGUAGGUGCUGUUAAUCCUAAGGCUGUAAAAUGUUCGGAAUGUCGAACUGGACCCUAGAUUAUUAAAUUGAACAGAAAAAUGUAACUUAAAAAUAUAUGUUUGGUCUGUUUAGACAAAUAAAGAACUUUUAAAGAUA
Megalopta genalis is the source of this 5298-nucleotide messenger RNA. NCBI's taxonomy places the organism in Eukaryota, Metazoa, Arthropoda, Insecta, Hymenoptera, Halictidae. The record is from RefSeq and is a predicted model, not a curated record.